AUGGACCCCGCCCAAACCCCGGUCGCAGAAGCGCCUGCGCCCGAAGUCGAACCACAACACCAGGACCAGCUCCCGGAAACCCAACAAGAGACUCAAGAGCCUCACGCCGAGCUAGAUCAACUCGAUCACACAUCGCAAGAUAUCUCACAAACUUCGGAGACCGAGACUCCAACCAUCAUCCCAAGCGCCGCUUCAGAAGAACCUACCCUCCCCUCCUCCAGCUUCCACAACGGCUACAGCAGCGACUCGCGAGCACACUAUGAAUAUCAUACUCCGGCCCAAGACCCUCUAACUCAACUUCCGACGUCCUCGAGACCGAGCUCCGGGUUAUCAGUCACCCAGAAACAACAACCGACGCAGUCAACAAAGAACAGCGUGGUGAUCAAGGUCGGCAUGGUGGGAGAUGCACAAAUCGGAAAAACGAGUUUGAUGGUAAAAUAUGUUGAAGGGAGCUGGGACGAGGAUUACAUUCAAACGCUGGGCGUGAACUUCAUGGAAAAAACGAUUUCGAUCCGGAAUACGGAGAUCACUUUCUCGAUUUGGGAUUUGGGUGGUCAGCGCGAGUUCGUCAACAUGCUUCCGCUUGUCUGUAACGAUGCUGUCGCUAUCCUUUUCAUGUUCGACCUUACCCGCAAGAGUACUCUAAACUCGAUCAAGGAGUGGUACCGACAAGGCCGUGGCUUCAACAAGACGGCGAUUCCGUUCCUCGUUGGUACCAAGUACGACCACUUUGUUAACUUUCCUCGGGAAGACCAAGAGGAGAUCUCAAUUCAGGCCAAACGCUUUGCCAAGGCAAUGAAAGCCAGCUUGAUCUUCAGCAGUACUAGCCACAGCAUCAAUGUGCAGAAGAUCUUCAAAAUCGUCCUCGCCAAGGCUUUUGAUCUAAAAUGCACAAUCCCCGAGAUUGAAAAUAUCGGCGAGCCUCUACUGCUUUAUAAGAACGUCUAG
Molecule: messenger RNA, 948 nt
Organism: Aspergillus mulundensis
Lineage: Eukaryota; Fungi; Ascomycota; Eurotiomycetes; Eurotiales; Aspergillaceae
Product: Spg1/Tem1 GTP-binding protein
Exons: 4
Coding region: 1-948 (315 amino acids)
Biological process (GO): regulation of exit from mitosis
Cellular component (GO): spindle pole body
Molecular function (GO): GTP binding; GTPase activity
Source: RefSeq, a predicted model, not a curated record